Molecule: messenger RNA, 1746 nt
Organism: Arachis stenosperma
Lineage: Eukaryota; Viridiplantae; Streptophyta; Magnoliopsida; Fabales; Fabaceae
Exons: 1
Coding region: 172-1632 (486 amino acids)
Molecular function (GO): protein binding
Source: RefSeq, a predicted model, not a curated record
UCAACCAAAAAAAAAAGUCACCUCUGACCAUGGUGUCUGUCUCUAUCUAAUCUCUUCCUCUUGAAGCUUUUCGCUGCCACAAUGAAACACUAACAAGUGACAAUUUGACGCACCCAAUCAAUCACACAUUCACACUCUUAUUACUUCAAUUUUCGUUCAGAAAAGAAACCCAUGGCUAUGGAGAACAACUAUUCAUACCCAUCUUACCCAGACUCAGGGGACUCUUCUCCGCGCUCAAGAGAGAUCGACUUCGAGAAUCCACCUCCAUGGGACGACCAACAACCGCCACCCAACUACAAGGCCAAGUUCAUGUGCAGUUACGGCGGCAAGAUCCAGCCUCGCACCCACGACAACCAGCUCUCCUACGUCGCCGGCGAGACCAAGAUCCUCGCCGUCGACCUCAACAUCAAGUUUAACGCCAUGAUCGCCAAGCUCUCCGCCCUCUGCGGCUGCGACCCCAAGGACCUCUCCUUCAAGUACCAGCUCCCUGGUGAGGAUCUUGACGCUCUCAUCUCCGUCACUAAUGAUGACGACCUUGACCACAUGAUGCACGAGUACGAUCGACUCUACCGUGCUUCCGCUAGACCUGCCCGCAUGCGAUUAUUCCUCUUCCAAGCCAACACUACUAACACUAACAGUAAUAACAACCUUCCUCCCUCUUCUGAUAACCGUCUUGACCCGGCCCAACCCGACCCGCUCAAACCGAAUCCCAACGUGGAUUAUCUCUUUGGUCUUGAGAAGAAUACUGCUGUUAAUGUUGCUCCUCAGCAGCUUCAGCCACCUGCGCCGUCACCGCCGGCGGCUCCUGUCCCGGUGAAGUUCCAUGAUACGGUGCCGGAGCCUGUCCCGCCGCCGCCGGAGUACCAACAGAGAGUUGCCGUUAAUUCAUCUGAUCGUGUCGUUGGAUCGGAUCCGAACUUGAGCCACCCGCUGGAAGUUCAGAGGCAGUUUCAGAGGAUGCAAAUUUCGGAAAGCGAUCAAGCUGCUGCGUAUCGGAGGAAGAGCGAGGAAGCUCUCGUCGGGAAUUAUGCCCCUACCGGCGGUGACUAUUACGCUCAGAAAGCUCCUCCGGCGAGUGCGCCGUUACAACCUGGAUAUUGGCCUGAUAAGCAUGUUUCCAGCGAGGCUUAUCAUCCGGCGGCAUCGUCCGCUGCCGGCGGUGGUGAGCCGCCGGUUUAUGUGAUUCCGGCGCAUGGAGCGUUCUAUCAUCACGCGCCUGUAGUUCGUCCACAGACUCCUCCACCGACAACGCAGGGUUACUACGCGGUGCAGCGAAUGGCUUCCGACGGUUACCGCGAAGCUCCGUUGUACGGCGGCGUGCCGCCACAUAAGCCGCCGUUUUCUUCGGCUGCUCCGGCGAACAUGGCACCACCACAGCCGCUUAAAGGUCCCGGUUAUACGGAAGGAUUCGGGGUGGUUAGGCCAGUUGGGAUGCAGGAUAAUACCGGUGCGGCUUACGCACAGGUGGCGUACGAUAGUGGAAGUGGAAGACAGGUUUACUACACUGCGCCGGGUGGUGGUGUCGUGCACGCGCCGCCGUACCAAGGGGUUACUCAGGCUCUAACGGGUGGUGGGGUGUCCUUGGGUCAAGAUGGUAAGGUCAUAAGCAAGGUUUCUCAAGGUUCUGUGUGAUUAUUAAAAGUUAUUAAGAUUAAGGUUGUGUUAAUUUUGAAAUUUUACUUAAAUAUAUAUGUUUCCUUUUAUUUAUCUUCCUAAUCGUAUUAAUAAGAUACUAUACGUUUAUUA